Eruca vesicaria subsp. sativa (arugula) is the source of this 1182-nucleotide messenger RNA. The record is from the annotation of a GenBank genome assembly. NCBI's taxonomy places the organism in Eukaryota, Viridiplantae, Streptophyta, Magnoliopsida, Brassicales, Brassicaceae.
AUGAAUGGUGAUCAAGAACUACAAGUCAUCGUUCAGCAGGGAAAAGAACCAAACCAAACAGUUCAAGAAGAAAGAAACCAAACAGGAGUAACUCACUCAAACACAUACAAACGGUGGCUCCGGGUUGCGUUCUAUACAUUCUUUGUCAUCUCAGGCCAAUCAGUUGCUACAAUUCUUGGCAGAAUAUACUAUGACAACGGAGGAAACAGCAAAUGGCUAGCAACGGUUGUUCAACUUGUAGGCUUUCCUGUUCUGCUUCCAUAUUAUCUCUUGUCAAUCAAAACACAUACAACAACAACAACAACUCAUAGAGAUGUCCAAGCAGCUUCACUUAUGAACCGUGCAGCGGUUUAUGUAGUGCUUGGAGUUCUUGUAGGUGCAGACUGCUACCUAUACUCCAUUGGACUGCUUCACCUACCUGUUUCAACCUAUUCAUUGAUCUGUGCAUCUCAAUUAGCCUUCAACGCUUUCUUCUCUUAUUUCCUCAACUCACAGAAGCUCACUCCCAUCAUUCUGAAUUCUCUUUUGCUCCUAACUAUAUCUUCCACCCUCCUUGCCUUCAACAACGAGGAUUCAAACUCUCAGAAAGUUACAAAAGCACAGUACGUCACAAGCUUCUUAUGCACUAUUGGUGCUUCUGCUGGGUUUGGUCUAGUCUUAUCCCUACAACAGCUAGCCUUCCGUAAAGUCCUAAAGAGGCAAACGUUCACAGAAGUGAUGGAUAUGAUCAUCUACGUGAGUCUAGUGGCAAGUUGUGUUAGCGUGGUGGGGCUUUUCGCUAGCAGCGAGUGGAAAACUCUGAGCAGUGAGAUGGACAACUAUAAGCUUGGGAAGGUUUCUUACGUUAUGAACCUAGUGUGGACAGCUAUUACCUGGCAGGUGUUCAACAUCGGCGGCACGGGGCUGAUCUUCGAGCUUUCCUCUCUGUUCUCAAAUGCGAUAAGCGUCUUGGGGCUGCCUGUGGUUCCUAUCAUGGCUGUCAUCAUUUUUCAUGAUAAAAUGAAUGGGUUGAAGGUGAUUUCUAUGAUCUUGGCUAUUUGGGGUUUCAUGUCCUAUGUCUACCAACACUAUCUUGAUGACAAAAACUUGAAGAGAAGUGUUGGAAUCCAAAGAGUAGAAUCCUCUGACACAACAGAAGCAGAAGGACCAAAUGGGCAAAAGAUAGAGACUUCAGCGAGCUGA